Molecule: messenger RNA, 1017 nt
Organism: Phalaenopsis equestris
Lineage: Eukaryota; Viridiplantae; Streptophyta; Magnoliopsida; Asparagales; Orchidaceae
Product: UDP-glycosyltransferase 74B1-like
Exons: 2
Coding region: 103-1017 (304 amino acids)
Molecular function (GO): UDP-glycosyltransferase activity
Source: RefSeq, a predicted model, not a curated record
AGUUUCAAAUUAAAUCCAAAUAGAACUUAGUCAUUCCCUUCCUCAAGGAAGCAAUAUCAGCCUCACACUGUUUAUCUUCCUCUAUAAAAUCAACAAGAGAGAAUGACAGAGAGUGAGCGAAAAACAGAGAUGGUAGCCUCAGAGAAGAAAAGCAAAGGCCAUGCUCUUGUGCUACCAUACCCAAGCCAAGGCCACAUCAAUCCCAUGCUCCAAUUCGGCAAACGCAUCGCCUCCCACGGCCGCCUCGCCACCGCCGCCAUCACUCGCUUCAUCGUCUCCACCACAACUCCCAACGCCGGCCAUGUCGCCAUAGAAACUAUCUCCGACGGCUUCGACGAUGCCGGCUUCGCUUCCAAUUUCUUAACGAACCGAACACGAGCUUUCACAGACAACAUAUACCCGGCUACCAACCAAAUCUUGUUGCAGGAAAUGAACUGGUUAGCUUCAGUGCGACGCGCAAUAACAAUCGGGCCAACAAUACCCUCCGUCUACUUAGACAACCGCAUCCCCGACGACCACAGAUACGCCAUCGAUCUCUUUCGCCCAGAAACCUCUGCCUGCAAAUCAUGGAUCGCUUCGCUCCCACCAGCAUCGGCCAUCUUCGUCUCCUUCGGCAGCAUGGCCACUCUCUCUGCUGCCCAAUUCGCCGAACUUGCCUUCGGUUUGGCUGCAACCAACCGCCCAUUUCUCUGGGUAGUCCGCUCCUCAGAAAAAGCUAAAUUGCCUCCGGGCUUCCCAGACAGCACUGUAAAGAAAAAUGGGGGUAUGUUGGUGAGUUGGGCUCCUCAGCUGGAGCUUCUUGCAAGCGGUAAAUUUGGCUGCUUUGUGACACACUGUGGGUGGAAUUCAACAAUCGAGGGAUUAGGUUUGGGAGUGGCGAUGGUGGGGUUGCCGCAGUGGACGGAUCAAUGUACUGAUGCGAGGUUGGGGGAGUGGAAGGAGGCUUCGAGGCGGGCCAUGGAUGAUGGUGGGAGCUCUGAUCGAAAUAUUACAGAGUUGUUGGAUAAGUUCUGUUGA